This is a messenger RNA of Acaulospora morrowiae, 753 nucleotides long. The record is from the annotation of a GenBank genome assembly. Lineage: Eukaryota; Fungi; Glomeromycota; Glomeromycetes; Diversisporales; Acaulosporaceae.
AUGACCAAAGGAUUAACUGUCGCUACGGCUGAGCAUAUCCGUGUUCCCGAGACCCUCUUGAAAAAGAGGAAAGAUCAGGAAAGGAUUGCGUCAGAGAAAGCAGCCGCUCUUGUAGAAAAACGAAAGGCCGUCAAGAAGACCCGCCGCGUAAUCUUCAAGCGCGCAGAAGCGUACGUCAGAGAAUACAUUGCUGCCGAACGUCAAGAGGUCCGUGCGCGUCGUCAAGCGAAAGCGAAGGGUAAUUAUUAUGUUCCUGCUCAACCAACAUUGGCUUUUGUCAUCCGAAUUAAAGGUAUCAACCAUAUCCCACCAAAACCUCGCAAGAUUCUUCAGCUCUUGCGUCUCAUUCAAAUCAACAACGGAGUGUUUGUCCGAUUGACCAAGGCAACCAAGCAAAUGCUUCAAUUGGUUACACCAUAUGUUGCAUACGGAAAACCUAAUUUGAAAUCCGUUCACGAACUCAUUUACAAGCGCGGUUACGCAAAAGUAAACAACCAACGCAUUCCUAUAAAUGAUAACUCUAUUAUUGAGAAACAUUUGGGCACUUAUGGUAUUAUCUGCAUCGAAGAUUUAGUUCAUGAGAUCUACACGGUUGGACCAAAUUUCAAACAAGCCAACAAUUUCCUUUGGCCUUUCAAGCUAUCCAAUCCUAAUGGUGGCUGGUCUACCAGGAAAUUUAGGCAUUAUGUUGAAGGUGGUGAUUUUGGUGACCGGGAGGAUAAAAUUAAUGAGUUGAUCCGCAAAAUGAAUUAA